Etheostoma spectabile (orangethroat darter) is the source of this 406-nucleotide messenger RNA. RefSeq names its product gamma-crystallin M2. NCBI's taxonomy places the organism in Eukaryota, Metazoa, Chordata, Actinopteri, Perciformes, Percidae. The transcript has 2 exons. The record is from RefSeq and is a predicted model, not a curated record. Gene Ontology annotation, biological process: lens development in camera-type eye; visual perception. The coding region runs from base 76 to 393 and encodes 105 amino acids. Gene Ontology annotation, molecular function: structural constituent of eye lens.
CUAACCAUUACAGUUCACUAUUUUCAGAUCAUCUUCUACGAGGAGAGGAACUUCCAGGGUCGUUCCUAUGAGUGCAUGAGCGACUGCUCUGACAUGACCUCCUACCUGAGCAGGUGCCACUCCUGCCGGGUGGAGAGCGGCUGCUUCAUGGUCUACGACCGCCCCAACUACAUGGGAAACCAGUACUUCAUGAAGAGGGGAGAGUACGCUGACUACAUGAGCAUGAUGGGAAUGAGGGACUGCAUCAGGUCUUGCCGUAUGAUCCCCAUUCAUAGAGGACAAUUCAGGAUGAAGAUCUAUGAGAGGGAGAACUUUGGUGGUCAGAGUUACGAGCUGAUGGUGCGACAACAUCAUGGACCGUUACCGUAUGAACGACUGCCAUCCUCCACGUGAUGACGGCCACUGG